Molecule: messenger RNA, 2095 nt
Organism: Agelaius phoeniceus (red-winged blackbird)
Lineage: Eukaryota; Metazoa; Chordata; Aves; Passeriformes; Icteridae
Gene: ZNF692
Product: zinc finger protein 692
Biological process (GO): regulation of transcription by RNA polymerase II
Cellular component (GO): PcG protein complex; transcription regulator complex; chromatin
Molecular function (GO): DNA-binding transcription factor activity, RNA polymerase II-specific; RNA polymerase II cis-regulatory region sequence-specific DNA binding
Source: RefSeq, a predicted model, not a curated record
UGCGGGAGUUUCCCACCAUGCCCAGCGGCCGGACUACAUCUCCCAGCGGCCUCCGCGGCUCCCGCGCACGCACGGCGGGGCGGGGCCUCCGCCAUCUUCUCUGCGGUCCGUGAGCGGGGCGGGCCCGGCGGCUCUUAAAGUGGGCACGGCCUGGGGUGGGGCCCUCUCGGCGCGGGAUGGAGCCCGGAGCGGCGCAAGAGCCCGGGGGUCGCGGGGGUCGCCCCCCGGCCCCGGAGUCCGUGCGGCGGCAGAAGCGCCGGGAGCUGGACGCGCGGCGCUCAAAGUGCCGCAUCCGCAUCGGGGGGCACCUGGAGCGCUGGUGUCGCCUCAAGGAGCAGCUCGGCUUCGCCCUGCACUCACAGCUGGCCCAGUUCCUCCUCGACAGGUACAGCUCGUACGGCUGCACCUGGAGCACAGGAGAGCCGGAGCGGCUCCAGCCAGCCGCCCUGCAGCGCCUGGUCGCACUGUCCCACGGCCACGGCCAGGAGUGCGGCUUUGUGCCCGACAUCCAGCUGCCAGCAGCUGGCAGCACGGCAGCUCCGCUGGUCUGGGAGUGUGUGGCCGGCCACCGCUUCUCCUGGGGUGGCUCUGGGGUCCCCAAGAGCCCCUCCUGUCACCCGGCCCAGGGGUGCGCCCCCUCCCCGGGCGCUGAGCGCCGGCGUUCGCUCCGCAGGGCCACACUGGGCUCCAAGGAGGCUGGAGAGGAGGGAACGGCCAAGUCACCCCAUGGUGAUGGGGAUCGGGGCCAGGAGAUGGGAGAUGGUGACGGUGGUGGCACAGCCCCUCAGGUGUCACUGGAACCGGGGCCUGUGGCAGCAGCUGGUGAGAGGUCAUUGUCCAGUAGCUCCAUCCCGGGGGAUGAUGCAGAGCCGGGAGCUGAGCCCCGAGAGGAAGAGGAGGAGGAUGAGGACUUUGCCAAGGGUGAUGACCUGGCCUACACGGAUGACCUGCGUGAUGAGAACUAUCACCCAUCCCUGGACAGCGAUUCAGAGCCACAGCGACGCCAGGGCCAGCCCAAGGCUCGCAGGAAGCCCAUCAAGGAGGAGCAGCCCCUGCUGGAGCAGCCCCUGCCCAGCCCUGGACCCUUGGAGGAGAAAAGUGGACAGGUCAGGCAGCCACGGGCGAGUGACAAGGACGUGGCUCAGAUCGGCCCCAAGAGGAUCAGGAAGGCAGCAAAGCAUGAGAUCCUCCUGUGUGACUUCGAAGGCUGUGGCAAAAUCUUCUCCAACCGCCAGUACCUGAACCACCACCAGAAGUACCAGCACAUGCACCAGAAAACCUUCACCUGCUCUGAGCCCACCUGUGGGAAAUCCUUCAACUUCAAGAAACACCUGAAGGAGCACGAGAAGCUGCACAGUGACAAGCGGGAUUACAUCUGCGAGUUCUGCGCACGCUCCUUCCGCACCAGCAGCAAUUUGAUCAUCCACCGACGGAUCCACACCGGGGAGAAGCCCCUCCAGUGUGAGAUCUGCGGCUUCACCUGCCGCCAGAAAGCCUCCCUGAACUGGCACAUGAGGAAACACGACGCCGACUCCUUCUACCAAUUCCCCUGUGACAUUUGUGGCAAGAGGUUUGAGAAACGGGACAACGUCACCGCGCACAAGAGCAAGAGCCACCCCGGGGGCCUGCGCCAGCCCGAGGGGCCCCAGCAGCAGCCCCCGGAGCCCCCCGGGCCCAUGGAGGCCCUGGAGCUGCUGGGGGCUGUGCUGGGGCCUGGGGGGGACACAGGGAGGGCCCCCCUGGAGUUUGGGGUGGGGGAUGUUGGGGGGGAGCCACCCCAAGGGCAGGGGAGGGGUGAGGAGGGGUCCUAGAGGGCUCAUCCCCCGCCCCAGUUUGGGGGCUGGAGCAAAACUUGGGAUGAUGCUGGACCCUCCAGGUGCCAAAAAUACAUGGGACAGGCAAAAUCCCAGUUUUUCAGCCAAAUCCUAGAUGAAAUCCCAGUUUUUCAGCCAAAUCCCUUUUUUUUUUUUGCCAAAUCCCAGCUUCCCUCAAGCCCAGCAUUAUUGCCAUAAGUCGAUCCUUAAUAAAGACUUAUUUUGGGCAAAAGUGGGAUUUGGUGUCAGAUUUUUACGGAAAAGAAAGAUAGAAAAGUGAU